This is a messenger RNA of Labrus bergylta (ballan wrasse), 8506 nucleotides long. Lineage: Eukaryota; Metazoa; Chordata; Actinopteri; Labriformes; Labridae. The record is from RefSeq and is a predicted model, not a curated record.
AUGCUAAACACAGGCCUCCGUGGUGCCUCUUACAAACUCCCAGGCACAUCACUUCUAAGGCAACCUGGGGCCCCUGAUACCGCUGAGUCACGCUCCCUUGACCUUUCCAAUGCUCUACGCAACCAGAACCUACGUUCUGCCACCUAUCGUUUGCCAGAUGGAACUCGAUGGAACUCUGAUGAACCGCCCUCAGCCUCCUACAGACCCCGCACACUUGACCUAUCAAAUGCUUUAUCAAAAAACCCAAACCUUCGUGAGGCAAAGUACCGUCUCCCCAAUAGUGAUGUCAUGAUGAGGCUAGGUGCCCCCAGCACUCCAGCACAACGUUCACUUAAUCUCUCUGGUGCCCUCCAGAACCCUAACAUCCGGGGGGCCUCUUUUCAUCUACCGUCCUAUGCUGUUGUGUCACCCCAGGUUCAAGGAGCAGGUCCUGAACAGCACUGGGCACAGGGCCCCGGAACUGAAGGCAUGGGACUGCAGCAAGAUGUGGAUGUGUGGGGUGCAGAAAGGGUUCUGCCUCAUGGGACAGUGCAGAACCUUAAUAAAUGGUCCAUGUAUAGAGAUGGGGAGCUGCUGGAACCCCACAGCCUGAUUGGACAGGGACAAGGAGGGCAGGAACCAGGGGGAUGGAAUCUCAGCAGGGAGGGGGAACCACAGGGGCAAUGGUAUGACAAGAUGUACUCAAUCAGAAGCAUGCCUACCAUAGCUCAUCGGGAGCAACGAGAAGAAAACGGAGUGGAAGAUAUGACACAGCUAGAGGAAAUGGAUGAAGGGGCUGUUCUGCUGAACCUGAACAAGAGAUCUGAGAGGGAGCUUAUUUAUACAUACAUAGGUAGCAUUUUGGUGUCCGUGAACCCUUAUAAGAUGUACAACAUCUACGGGACGGACAUGGUGCUGCUGUACAAGGGUCGUGCACUGGGAGAGAACCCUCCGUAAGUUGUCUUUGAGUACAUCCUGCCUUAUACUACAAAAUAUAAUAAACAAGUUAUAUAAGGUUCUGUCAUUGAUUGUGUUUCUCUGUGUUUCAGUGGGGAGAGCGGAUCAGGAAAAACAGAGGCCACCAAACUAGUCCUUCGCUACUUAGCAGCAAUCCACCACACAAGCAAUAUUUCACAGCAGAUUGAGAUACUUGAGGCAGCUCCCCUGCUGGAAUCUUUUGGAAAUGCCAAAACAGUUCGGAAUGACAAUUCCAGUCGCUUUGGGAAAUACAUAGAGGUCUAUCUGGAGGAUGGUGUGAUCAGUGGUGCCAUAACCUCUCAGUAUCUGCUGGAAAAGUCACGGAUUGUCUUCCAGGCCAAAGACGAGAGGAACUAUCACAUCUUCUACGAGAUGUUGGCGGGUCUUCCCGCACAGCAGAGGCAGGCUUUCUACCUGCAGGAAGCUGAGACCUACUAUUACCUCAACCAGGGAGGAGAUUGUGGGAUAACAGGGAAAAACGAUGCAGAGGAUUUCCUGCGUCUGCGUGCUGCCAUGGAGAUCCUUCACUUCACCCCUGAAGACCAGUCAGCCAUCUUUAGAGUUCUUUCUUCCAUACUACACCUGGGCAAUGUCUACUUUCAGAGAUAUGAGGCUGAUGGCCAGGAGGUGGCGUCAGUGGUGAGCGCUCAGGAGAUCAGGGUGGUGGCAGAGCUGCUGCAGAUCUCCCCAGAAGGACUGCAGAAAGCCAUCACCUACAAAGUCACAGAGACGAUGAGGGACAAAAUCUACACACCACUGACUGUGGAAAGUGCAGUUGAUGCCAGAGAUGCUGUUGCCAAGAUCCUUUAUUCGCUGCUCUUCCACUGGUUAACAGAGAGGAUCAACGCUCAGGUGUACCCCCGCCAACACACCGUCUCCAUCUCCAUCCUGGACAUUUAUGGAUUUGAGGAUCUGGCCUUCAACAGCUUUGAGCAGCUUUGCAUUAAUUAUGCCAACGAGUAUCUUCAGUUCUUCUUCAACAAGAUCGUUUUCAGGGAGGAACAGGAGGAGUACAGCAGGGAACAGAUCCCCUGGCAGGACAUCCCAUUCAGUGACAACCAGCCCUGCAUUGACCUCAUUGCUGCAAAGCCUCAUGGGAUACUGAGGAUUCUGGAUGAUCAGAGCUGUUUCCCACAGGCGACAGACCACACUUUCCUCCAAAAGUGUCACUAUCACCAUGGCAACAACCCCCUGUAUCAGAAGCCAAAGAUGCCCAUUCCAGAGUUCGCCAUCAAGCACUUUGCUGGCCGAGUAACCUACCAGGUUUACAAGUUCCUGGACAAGAACUAUGACCAAGUGCGCCAGGAUGUCCUGGACCUGUUUGUGCAGAGCAAGAACAAGAUGGUGUCAAAUCUCUUCCUGGUCCAAGCAGAGGUCAUAGGUCAGCAGAGAGGUGGUCACAUGAGAAAGAGCAGCACGGUCACAAGAAAAUACCAAGCGCCCACCGUCAGCAACAAGUUCCAACAGUCUCUGCUGGAGCUGGUGGAGAAGAUGGAGAGGUGCAACCCCUUUUUUGUGCGCUGUAUUAAGCCAAAUAACAUGAAGCUACCAGGAGUGUUUGAGGGCGAGCUGGUCAGCAACCAGCUGAGACACUCAGGGAUCCUAGAGACCAUCAGGAUCCGUAGGGAGGGAUACCCUGUCAGAAUGCCAUUCUACGUUUUCCUGUUCAGGUAUAAAUCCCUGGUGGGGUUACGAGAGCCUCCAGCGGCGAAUGGAGAGAACUGUGUGAUAAUGCUCAGUAAGCUGUGUCCUCUGAGACCAGGAGCCUUCCAUGUUGGAGUCACAAAGCUGUUUCUAAAGGAGGACAUCUACCAGUUGUUGGAGUGCAAACGUGAGCGCACCCGUCAACUCGCUGCCCUCACCCUGCAGCGGUACAUUCGCAUGUUCUUCGUCCGAAGACGCUUUACGGCCUUCCGCAACAGGAUCAUCCGUCUGCAGGCGCAGUGCCGAGGCUUCCUCGCAAGGAGGCGCUAUGUAAAAAUGAGGGAGAGUCUGGUUCGAUUCCGCUCUCUGGUCCACAUGUAUGUCAACCGCAGGCGAUACAUCAAGAUGAAGUUUGAGGCCCAGAGGAAAGCUGAAGAGGAGAGGAAGAGGAGAGAAAUGGUUGUGAACGUCACACACUUGGUGAUUCCCGCUGAGCUGGGAGCAUUACUGCAGACAGCAGGAGGUCUGAGGGAGUUACACUCAGACUGUUUGGCUCUGCUCCAAGCUCCUCACAUCCAAGAGGAGGCUCAGCUCACUCUGCCUCUGGACAUCAACAACUACCUUUUCUACCGCUACGUUCAGAUCCACUUCAGGGAGCCAAAGUUGGGAAUGUUGAUGGCACCUUUAGAAACGCCUCUGACCCGUGUAGAAGAGGACCUGAGGGGGGAAGCUCUGGAGCUCUUCAACAUGGUUUUGCGCUUCAUGGGGGACCCUCACCUGAACGGGGCACAGGAGAACAUGUUUGGGAAUUACAUCAUCCAAAGGGGCCUGUCGUCGCCAGGGUUACGGGACGAGAUCCUGUCUCAGGUGGUCAACCAGGUGUGGAGGAACAUGAACUCUGAAAAUGCUGAGAGAGGCUGGCUGCUGUUGCUGGCGUGCGUCUGCAGCUUCUCCCCGUCUCCCAAGAUGGACAAAUAUCUGCUGAAGUUUGUGUCGGACCACGCCCCUGCUGGUUGCCAGGCACUGCUGCAACAUAGACUCAUCCAAGCCAAUCAGAAGAUACAGCUCAGCUCAAGCGCCGCCCCAGAGUCUGCUCGGACCUACCCUCUGUCAUUGCUGGAGUGGACGGCCAAUAGAAAGAAGGCUAACAUGGUGUUGCAGGUGCACUGUUUUGAUGGCGGAUCAUUUCUGUGUCCUGUUCACUCCUGGACCAGUGGAGAGGAUUUAGCAGGCAACAUACUGCGCCACAGGGGAGUGUCGGACUGGUGGAGGGGUAGUUCAGUUCUGAUGAAGGAGCACGGCCAGUGGGUGGAGUUAGCUGGUCACGACUAUGUGAUGGACCUGAUCGCAGACUUGGAGCUUCCUCCUGACUUCCCAAAGCAGAAGAGCUACUUCAUCAUCAGCUCCGACGACCCUGCCAGAGUCCGAGCCAACGCCAGCCUUGCUCUGUUUGGCAGUGGCUUUGACUCUGAUGAGGAGCUUCCUCUCAGCAGCAGACCAUCAGAUGCAUUCAGUGACAGUCAGACUCAGCGAGGGAUGGACCGCUACCUGGACAGUCUGUUUGACCCUGUGUUGUCAGACAGCAGCAUAGACAUGGAAAAAACUGGAAGCCUGUCAGCGAGGAUGAAGGGAGGAGGAGGUGUAGGCAUUACAGGAGGAGGAGGAGAGGGCGGGAGUCAGACAACUCACAGCCGGCCUUAUCCACCUGGAAUACAUCCCGGAGGAACCGAGCAGACAGUUCUGACUCAACAGCAACAGGCCAUCAUCAACCAGCAAGCUAUCAUUCUGGCCCAGCAGAUGACCAUGCAGGCCAUUGCCAUCCAGCAGCAGAUGUUGUCCGCCUUCCCCCCUGUUGCUCCGGCCCCUCAGUCUCCACCCUCACAGUAUCAUCACACACACUCUCACACACCCAGCCCAACCAAAGACAGAGAGGAGUCGCCGUACAAGCCUGCUGCUGUUCAGAGAAAAAUAAGUCCGACACGAGGCCCCCGUCAGGAAGACGUGGUGCAAUCCAGUGCGAGUAACGCUGAGCGCAUUGAUCCCAGCCACGACAUCAAAGAUAUCAUCAAGCAGCACCACCCUGCCGGGCCUACCACUUCUAAUACUGGACCUGCUGCACAGAGGAAGGCUGAUGGAAAAAUGUUUGCAAAGAAGCCAGACCCGCAUGAUGAAGCAAUGGAAAUCCUUAAAGAUCAGAUGGCAAACCCACCUCUACCGACUCAAAGGAAGCCUCAAUCCUUCCAACGUAAAGAAGAGGGUGGACUGAAGGUUUCCAAGACGAUCAAGCCUCGCCCUCAGGGUCCAGCCAGUUCCAACAUAAACCCCGCUCUUCCUCCAGUGGCCAGAGAGUUGCCGGUGGAGGAGGAGAUCAUUCAGACUCAGCUCCACAGCCGGACCAGUGAUGAAUAUUACACGUACUCCAAUGUCCCCUGGAAACUGUACAUGAGGAAAGAGGUUUUCUAUCCAAAAGAGACCUUUAACAAUCCUCUGAUUCUGGACCUGAUCUUCAGACAGGUUGUACACGACACCUUCUCCGAGGCCUGCGUUCGCAUCACCCUGGAGGAGAGGCAGCAGAUGAAAGCUUUCUUUGCUGAAAACAAGGUGGAUCAGGUUUCAGGAACACACGAUGAGAAUGUGAAGAAGAAAGUCGCCGCCAUGGCCAGAGACUCAUGGGAGAUUUACUUCUCCCGCCUCUUCCCGGCAUCUGGCAGUGUAGGGACAGGGGUGCAGGUGCUGUCAGUGUCUCAUAAAGGCAUCAAGCUGCUGAAGAUGGUGAGAAGCAGCUCGGCCACCCCGGACUAUUUCAGAGUGCUGAGGCCUUACAGCUAUUCAGAUAUCCUCUUCGUGUCCAUCCCGUCUAAAAACAUGCUGGAGUUCAACCUGACCAACGAGAAGCUGAUCCUGUUCUCAGCCAAGGCCCCGCAGGUCAAACACAUGAUCGACCACUUCCUCACAGAGAUAAAGAAGGACUCUGAGUACAUGGUGGCGGUGAGGAACUACAUCACUGAGGACAGGAGUCAGCUCAGCUUCCAUAAAGGAGACAUCAUCAGACUGCAGCACAUGGACGGGCUGGAGGCCGGCAAACGUUACGGCUGCAUAGUGAGGAAGAAGGUCAUGCUACUGGAGGAGCUAAAGAAAGACACUCCAGAGUUUGGCUGGCGUUUUGGGGCUGUGUACGGAAAAUCAGGAGUUUUUCCUAGCGAGUAUGUGCACCCUGUGGCAGCUCCCGACUUCCUGAUCCUCCCCGCGGAGCGCGUGGAGCCUCGAGACAGACAGGGGCGAGUGGCUGCAUCGGCUGCUGUUGCCGUAGCGAUGGGCUCAGCAGUAGCUGCCCAUGAGCUGGACCUCUCCAUGGAGGUAGUAAAUGAGAUUUAUGGAGACAGCAUGAGCAGCGAACUGGACGAUCUGCCUCUCCAUAGCAGCCAGUACCACAUGGUGGAGUUUGCCAAGAAGUACUUCAGAGAGGCACAGAGGAACAGAAGUGAUCAGAAAGCCAAAAAGGGGAAGGAGGGCAGAGACCCUGCUGACAUGGUGAAAUUCUCCAAGUCUCCAAUCCAGGAGUCUCUUAUCGACUUCUCUGACAGCGGGAUGAACAGAGUCGCUGCUGACAUCUUCAUAGCUAUAAUGAAGUUCAUGGGAGACUUUGCACUGAAAGGUCAGACUGAACAGGACCUGGUAACCACUAUACUGAAGUUAAGUGGCGACCACGGCCUUAUAAAGGAUGAAGCGUACUGCCAGGUGAUGAAGCAAGUCACCUCCAACACCAGCUCCAAACCGGACAGUUGUCAGAGAGGAUGGAGGCUGUUGUACAUCCUGACGGCUUUCCAUCGCUGCUCAGACGUCAUGAAGUUGUUUCUGUUGAAGUUCCUGCAGGACGCCUGCGAGAGCCCCGGGAUGCAGUACCAAGGUAUUGCCAAGGCAUGUGAGCAGAAUCUGAGAAGGACUUUUCAAUACGGCGGACGCACGCAGCAUCCCAACAGCAUGGAGCUUAAAGCAAUGCUGGCUGGCCGGAGCUCUAAGAGACAACUAUUCCUGCUGCCAGGUGGAAUCGAAAGGCACCUGAAAAUCAAGACGUGCUCUGUUGCCUUGGAUGUAAUCGAGGAGCUUUGCUAUGAGAUGGGACUCCACAGGGUGGAGGCUUUAGAUGAAUACGCCGUCUUUCUGGUCACACACCGAGGUCAGAACGUGCGUCCCCUGAACAAGCGCGAGUACAUCCUGGACAUCGCUACAGAAGCGGAACCAGUGGAUGCCAACUACAGCCUGUGGUUCAGGAGAGUCAUCUGGAGUCUACCUCUCAAACUUGACAAUGAACUUUACGUCACCAUGCACUACAAUCAGGUGUUGCCAGACUACCUUAAGGCCUUGAUGAGUGUGGUCCCUCUGGGGAAGGCCAGUGAUCAGCACCUGCAGCAGAUCGCCAGACUGGCCGCCCUACAGCACCGUGCCAAAGACACAAUCUACCUGCCCACCCUCCGUGAGGUGCAGGAGUGUGUCCCCCCACCGUUCUAUGGCAAGCAGGGCUCGCAGCCGUGGCUGAAUAUGACAACUCAGCACAUGCAACAUGUCCAGCCCUUAAACCCAAACCAGGCCCGGGCACAGUUCCUUGGUCUGGUCAGUGCUUUCCCCAUGUUCGGCUCCUCCUUCUUCUACAUCCAGAGCUGCAGCUCAGCCUCCGUCCAGGCGCCGUGCAUCUUGGCUGUGAAUCUGAACGGCCUGCACUUUCUUAACAAGGAUACUCAUGAGGCCAUGGUGAGAUUCCCUUUAAAGGAGGUCCAGUCAACUCGCACCCAGAGACCAACUUCGGGCUCAAGUUAUCCGUAUGUGGAGAUCAUGUUAGGCGACCUGCUCAACCAACGCAUCACACAACUACAGCUGGAGCAGGGUCUGGAGCUGUGCCGAGUCAUUGCCAUGCACAUGGAGAACAUGUUGUCGGUCAGAGAAAAGAGACUCACUUUGCCACCAAGUGAAAUCACCCUUCUAUAGCACAAACAUGAACAUGCACACAGAGAGAGAUUAUAUUGUAUGCCUUAUAAAUGUACUGUAUCUACCUCUAUUUGAAAGUAGAAUAUUUUGAUAUGUAAAGGUUAUAUUUGUUUAAUAUUAUACUGAAUGGAUGGUGACGAUGUUGAACAGACUGCCGCUAUAAUUAUUUUCUCGAUGUUUAGUCAGUGAAAUAUCAGAAAAGGUUGAACAUUUGAAUCAUAUCCCCAAAGCCAAAUUUAAUAGGUUUAAAAGUUUAGGUUUAACAUUUAAAAUUAGAAGCCUCGGACAAGUCCCUGAUAAUCAAGGUUUGUACUGUUAUUGCAGAGAAACUUAUAAAGACAAAUACUCCCAUUUUUUUUUAAAAGUGGAAAGUCAUAUUUUAAAAAAAUGGUCCCCCUUACAUCCCAUAACUGUUUUUAGUUUGACCUUUUAAGCCAAAACUGUUUAAGACCCUAACUGCCAUGGCUGCUUCACAGAGAAGAGAUUAUAACUUCUCCACUUAAAAAGAAUGAAACGACCUGAUAAGCUUUUGUUUAAAUGUUGAUUUUCACAGUACAAUAGAAGAGACCCUGCUGUAGUCAGCUACAGAAAACGGAUUUAUGCAACACUGAGAGAAAAACUAUGAAGCUAAACAAUAGCCUUGUCCUCUUUGAGUAACCCACAUACAUCAUUCAUGAACUAAAUCCAUUUAUUAACAAAGCUGCAUUACCAUUUAAAUUUAAAACAAGAAAAAGCAACAGGUGAUAAAAUUAACUUUAAUCUUCAUCCCAUUAAAUCAAGGAAAGGAAACAGAUUAAAUGGAUUUAAAGGCCACAUGACUCUUUGCACUUACAUUUUUUUAACCAUGCAUAUAUACUUUUUGUAUUACAGCUGUUGUAUGUAAUAAUGCUUGUGAAAACAAUAAAGUUUGUACAAAUCACAA